Messenger RNA from Dermatophagoides farinae (American house dust mite), 879 nucleotides. It is a transcript of the gene Mpc1, whose product is annotated as mitochondrial pyruvate carrier. Gene Ontology annotation, biological process: pyruvate import into mitochondria. Gene Ontology annotation, cellular component: mitochondrial inner membrane. The record is from RefSeq and is a predicted model, not a curated record. Lineage: Eukaryota; Metazoa; Arthropoda; Arachnida; Sarcoptiformes; Pyroglyphidae.
CGGAUAGAGGCUGUCACGUGACCUUGAACAAAUUUUUUUUUUCAGCUGAAAUUAUUCUCGAGCUUUUGUUGAUUUUUUUUUUAAUGUUCUGACGAUUUUAUAGGGGUGGUGAUUGACGUAUUCGUAAAUUUUUUUAAUUUCUUGUUUGUUUUUUCUUGGUGAAUUUGUUAUCACACGAAUUAUCAUAAUCAUAAUAAAUAAUUCAUUUAAUCAUUCUUCUCUGUAGUUACGUAAUUUUAGCUUAGUUCAUUUUUCAAUUGUAGAUUCUCUUUUCAAAUCGAUUGCAAUAUAAGAUUCUUUCAUCAUCAUAAAAACUAAAUAAAAUGUCAAAACUAAUCUCGACUGCUUUUCAACAAUUGAAAAGUAAAGAAUUUCGCACAUAUUUGAUGAGCACGCAUUUCUGGGGACCUGUUGCCAAUUGGGGAAUUCCUAUAGCAGCGUUAGCUGAUAUCCAAAAAGAGCCAAGCAUUAUAAGUCCAACAAUGACUUGUGCAUUGAUCAUUUAUUCGGCUACAUUUAUGCGUUUUGCCAUUCGUGUACAACCACGCAAUAUGUUAUUGUUUGCCUGUCAUAUAACAAAUUUUACUGCACAAACAGUUCAAGGUGUUCGUUAUAUAAACUAUCGAAUGAAAUCUUAAAUUGAAAGUUUUUUCCGAUGAAUUCGUAUUAUUAUUGUUGAUCAUUACAUAAUUUAGUUUUAGUUGAUAAUUAAGGCAAUGCCAAAAAAUAGAAUUUAUUUAUUUGGAAUUGAAGCCAAAAAAAUAUGAUGAAAUUAUUAUUGUUGUUGUUGACUGUUUUUUAUUUUCAAAAUUUAAUUUGUCAUAAUGUAAUCUGAAUAUUCCAGAAUUAAAUUUCAAUAUAUUAACUCUUCUCUAUAAA